AUGCUGGCUUUUAAGCUGACAACGCCCCCACCCCCCCCUCCCUUGGUCUUCAGCAAUUUGCAGGCCCAACGACCCGAAGGACUUCCAGACUUCAUCUCCGUUCCUGAUAAGGAGCCCUUCUAUGCCACAAUUUGGAAACAAUGGGGUGAGCAGCCGGCGCAGGUGGGUGCUUACGAUCCGCGGCUUUCGAAUCUGACGCAGGAUGAGAGGAGUGGCUUCCUGGGAGUACUGGUGGCUGCCAUAUUUCUCGUGCCCUUGGGAGUGAUGGCCGCCUUUGGUUCUAUCCUCAAGUUUCCAUGGUCGAGACCUAGCGAGGAGUUAAAGCCCGGCGACAAGAAGGUUGAGGUCGACUUCAGUGACCUGCGUGACAUGUGGUGA
This is a messenger RNA of Symbiodinium natans, 378 nucleotides long. The record is from the annotation of a GenBank genome assembly. NCBI's taxonomy places the organism in Eukaryota, Dinophyceae, Suessiales, Symbiodiniaceae.